This is a messenger RNA of Phasianus colchicus (ring-necked pheasant), 5213 nucleotides long. It is a transcript of the gene SEC22C, whose product is annotated as SEC22 homolog C, vesicle trafficking protein. Gene Ontology annotation, biological process: endoplasmic reticulum to Golgi vesicle-mediated transport. The record is from RefSeq and is a predicted model, not a curated record. NCBI's taxonomy places the organism in Eukaryota, Metazoa, Chordata, Aves, Galliformes, Phasianidae.
CCUGGUCUGCUGGCUGGUGACCCUACACAUAGCAGGGGGUUGGAACUGGAUGAGCAUUGUGGUUGUUCUGGCUCUCCUCUUUCAGCAAUGCCUGCAUUGCAAGUAAACCCCUGAAUCACUGAAAAGCCUGUGUGUUCUUUUUAUUUUUAAGCCUCUCAGAAGUCUCUAGAAGUAAAACCUGAGAGUGGCACACAACUCUUUGCUUUGGUGAGAUGCAGGGUGUUAGCUGAGCAAACAUGCCUUCAGGCCGUGUGGAUGGGAGGUGUGGAAUCAGUGAAGGCAUCUCCAGCCAUUUUGCUCUCAGAUGUCUUAAGGUUUGAGCCUCCUUAUCUGUGCUGGGGUUUGUAGACCUAGAAUCACUGCAUGUGCUUCAUUUCCUUAGGCAGCAAAGCUAAAAAAUUCGCAAGGAAGUAGAUUAAAAAUAAUAAUCCAACCUGCUGGAAGAAUACAGCAAUGAUAGUAAGUUAGAACAGCUGCUCUGUCCUCUGGGGGAGCCUUGGCUCCUUUCUUUGCAGUAGUCUGGCAUUUAGUUUGGAAGUGUGCCUGAUGGUGACUGAUAGAUCUCACAGCAGAGCAUGGAAUCCCUGAUUGCCAGCUUUCUGAGCACCUGACACCCUGCUGCAUGAGGCCUUGUGCACCUUGGGGAGCUGUGUACUUAACUACAGAGGUGAUGGCAGCUGCCCUGUUGGUCUUCCAGCAUCUUGUGCUGAGUGCUCAUGGCGUGUCCAAAGGACAGAUCUCCUGUGUGAUCUGAAUGUACCAGGUCGUCCUCAUGAGUACUCCAGUGGAGGAUGUCCAUGAUCUUCUUUGCCUGUGUGGUGCGGGUGAGAGACGGUCUUCCCCUCUCAGCCUCCACAGACUUUCAUUUCAACCAGGACUUUUUGGAAUGCAGAAAGAAAUUGAAGGCAUUGUCCUCAGUUCUGGCACGGUAUCCAAGUCGAGGCACAGCAAAAGGACGUGACCUGAGCAUACAUUUCCUGUCUUCUGGGGAGAUUGCCUGCAUGGCCAUCUGUUCCAGCAGUUACUCGACCAUCAUGGCAUUUUGCUUCCUGGAAGAGCUUCAAUGGGAAUUUGCUGCCUCCUAUGACACAACAAGCAUCAGUUUAGCUUCCAGACCGUAUGCUUUUCUUGAAUUUGAUAAUGCCAUUCAGAAAGUAAAACACCGCUUUAAUUACAUGAGUGGCUCUGCAAUGAAGGUCAGCUGGGAGAAGGUGGAGGGGGAGCUGAGGUUGCAGCCCCCUGUUCAGCUGAAGCUGGAGGAUGCAGAGCUGAUGAAUGGGAUGGCUAAUGGUGGGCAUGCAGGAGUGCAUGUGGAGGUUGCCCCUGCUUACAGAAUGGAGCGUGUGACCCCCCUGGGCAUUCUGUCACUUGUUCUGAACAUCAUGUGUGCAGCUCUGAAUCUCAUCCGAGGAGUUCACCUAGCAGAGCAUUCCUUUCAGGAGGACUAUGAAGGAAUUGGAAAUGUGGUAGCAUUUUUUCUACCUUUUCUAGCCUGUGUUUUUCAGUGUUAUUUGUACCUCUUCUACAGCUCCACGAGGAAGGUGAAGACGUUUGUACUCCUUUUCUCUGUUUGCUUAUGCAAUAUUUACUUGUAUGGAUUACGGAAUCUCUGGCAAAUAGCCUUUCACAUAGGAGUGGCAUCUCUUUCCUCCUACCAGAUACUGACCAGGCAACUUAUGGAGAAACAACCUGACUGUGGAGUAUGAAAAAGACUUUGGGUUUGCAAUGCUCUUUUUACAAUUUUUUUUUUUUUUAAUUAAAAUGGCCAAAAAUAGCUUGGAGUAUUUUUAAAUAUUUGUGACAAUGGUUACUGCAAGGAGGAUGUUCCAAAACAACAUGAAAUACAGUAGUAUACUAUCAUAAUGUCAUUCACACAGUGAAGAAUUCAGCUGUGUUCCACAUGAUGUGUGGUAAUUGUGCAUGGUAGAUUUUGUCGGGUGUCAUCAACGGGUCGAGGUUCUCCUUACCAUAAACAGGCUCUUACUCCUUGACUAACACCAUCCAGACAGCAUUUUGCCAUCUGUCUCGCUGGCUUUGUGACAGUUUGGCAGCCCAAUGUCUUGGCCUGCCGAUGCUUCUGAAAAUAUUAAAAACAUUACAGUAAAGUGAAGGUAAAGUGGUGGGUAAGAUUUUUGUCUCUAGAAUUUAUUAAACGUUAAGAUUCUUGGUAAAUGUAAGGAAAGGAGUAGUUUGCCAUAGUUAGGUGAGUUCUUUAUCGAUGGGAAAAAGUGUUAGGAUGAGAUUCAGGGUAUCUUUUUCCUGGGUUUUGAAGGAAAGGAAAAGACUGGCUUCUUUAAAAACCCUAGAGGCUAUAAAUAUCUCCUGGCUAAACAGCACGCUGUCAUUAACUGUGUACUUAUUGUUUAAUCCCAAAUAUGCUUAGGGCAGCAUAAAAUGAACCACGCAAACACAAGUGACCUUUCAGCUCAGGUGGCCUUUAUUUCCUUGGUUAAGGUCACUCUCACUGUAAGGGCAAUUCCAUGUUUGCUUGGUCUGUACAGAUAACAAACCUUCCAAGCCUCCUUAUGACAGACCUUCACCUUUAGAACAAAGUAUAGCUGUUCAGUUGAAAGCCAUCUCCAGGAACGGAGAACAAGAGCAGGUUCUCUUUUUUUAAUCUGAAACACCUUUAGUUAAUGGUGUUGUUACACUAAGAUGAAUUUAUGAGCGUGGAAGUUUGGAUAUAGUACUUAGGAGCUGAGUUUCUUCACUUCUGCUGCACUGGGUGUUCCUAUAUGUGAUCAGAAUCACGGAAUGUGAUACGGUUUGGCACAUAUAUGAACAUAGCAAAGCAUAACAUAUAUGAACAAAGCAUAGCAUUUUGAUGCUGCUGUCCCUGAAGGAUUGAAGACUCAAACUGAAAAGAUACAGGGAACUGUAAGUGUGUUAUUGUUCAACUGUGGGCAUAGCUUUUUUUUUAUUGUUGUUUUUUCUUAUAAGCCUAUUUCCUGGUGACCCCAUUUCCAUUUUCACCAAAGAUAUCUUUUCUUCUCUCAUAAUCUCUACCUCUGGUGGUUUCAGGGAGAUUAGCACCAUGCACAGCUGUCUUCCUGAGUUUGCAGGAACGCAUGUCAGAAUCACUUUCUCGCACAUCUGUGAAUUUCCCUGGAAUCUCAUCAUGCCAGCAUUGCUAGCAUCAGUGGAUUGCUAGACCAGAAUUGUGCAGCACCUUGGAAGCACUUCUUUGUUGUUUCUGACUAUAGCCUGCAGUCCAUUAUAACCUGAAUGGUUUCUGAGACAUCAUGGUAGCAAAGUUUUUCAGAAGUAAAAUAGAAGCAUUUCUCUUCCAUUUCAUGCUAGCCAAUUACUGUCACAAUAAAUAGUGAGUGCUUUAAAGUGCUCGGAAAGUAUGUAGUAGAAAUGAUGGAGGAAGAUUUUAGCCAGCCAGUUAGGAACACUGCUAAGGCCAUGUGCUGGAAGGGGGUGGGUUAACAUUGGUUCUCUGUUGUAUGAUCUGGCAGAAAACAGGAGCUAAGUGGAAGAUGAAACCAGCAUUGAGCCAUUGUCCUUUUGGCACAUGGGGGUCUCCACGGAUAUGGAGGUUUUAGAGCUGUCAAGCUUUAGGUUUCCAUGCUGGUCAGUCCCAGUUUUACUUGGUGAGGUGCUCUUUCAGUGUAAUUGGAGGCUGCAGGGAGCUAAGAAAUACAGCUGGAUUACAACUAAUUCAAGUAAUUAUAAAGCAAACCAACAAAAAACCCAACCAGCCCAACCCUUGAUCUCCCACUCUCCACACUGUCCCCAAAAAGCUUAAAGGCAUGUAAAAAAAAAAAAAAAAAAAAUCUCUACUAGGAAUGAAUGCUUUGCUAACCCAAUCUGGUGGGGACAGCUGCACCCAUGGGAGGGGAUUGGAACUGGAUGGGCUGUACAGUUUCUUCUAACCCUAGCUAUGCUGUGAGUCUAAGGAAGAUAGUGGAUCUGACACGUUUUUGGUUGGCUAGGAUGUGAACUGGCUAUCAGCCUACUGGCUAUCCGUGGGGAAAGAAUAAAGCACUUCCUCAGUGACAUCCUCAAACUCCCAUUUUCUCCCCUUUUCACCUCCAGUCAGGCUUGAGUAUCCAAAAGAGCCCUACUGGUUCUCCGUAGGCUUCAGUAAAGCUGGUUUGCUAUCACAUAAGGCAUGCAGAUCACAGCCAGGGCACGGGGCCAGGGAACCAUUAUCUUCUUUGUGUUCCACAUCCCUGUAUUUAGCUGAUGGGAAGAAAGUGUAAUGUUCCUGAUGGCUCCUGAGCAUCUGUUUGCUUUAUCAUAAAACAAAUGCAUCCCUGCGCCAGGUGAUGUGAGCAGUAGCUCACUUCAGUGAGAAAGCUAGAACAAGGUGUUAAGACAGCUCUUGUAAUUAACGUAAUUAGAGUUGAUAGAGAUUAAACUCAGCCUUCCCUUCAUCUUUUCUUCCUGAGAAUGCUUUGUCAAAUAAAAUCAGUUGGUGCAAUUCUACCUUCAUGGAAAUGCUUUUGUGGAAUGGAUGGAGGAUGUGACUGGGUUUCUUCUGAGCAGACAAAGCUCUGGUUUGCUGUGAGGCUUAAUCUCUUUACAACCUUUUAAUUUUUCCUCGUUAAGCCAUGUUAAAGAAUCUGUGUGCAUUCACGUGAGCAUCAUAUCUGUGCACUUGGUAGGUGUGGGUUUUGAUUUGGGUACAAGGAAAAGCAAACAUUUGACCCAAUUUUUGUUUUGUGUUGUUAUUUAGAACAGCUUCUGUAUCCACAUGGCAUUGACACAGUUAAACCUUUUCCUCCAGCCAAACAGCAGGAGGAACAGCAUAGCUUACAUUGAUUUCAGUGCUUUAAGAUUUAAUAAAAAAGAAUGACUUGCAGUUUGAGUACAUAAAAUCUGACUCAUAGCGUGGGAUUAUGGCUGCGUUGAAUCAAAUCCCCAAACAGGAAUCCAUCCCUUUUUGUUCAAGCUGUUGAACGCAGGUUGACUUGUAUCUCCUUAAUGCUGUCAGUUUGUGAGUCCCUGGGAGGUUCUUCUCCUCGCCCAGCAGCACAGCGUGAGAAAAUUGGCACAGAGAAAACUUCAUUAAUGUAAGGAUUUGCAGUGCGUGGUCACUUUAUGAACCCCAUUUUCUGUUCUUUUUUUCUCCUAAAUACCUGUUAAGUUUGUAGAAGGUGGGCUGGUACCUUUUUAGACGUUUUUGCACUGUGUUAAUAAUUGAACCUGUGUAAAUGUGUAUAAAAUCAUUUUGCAUGUGUAUGUAUAUAUGUACAUAUCUAAUA